CCUUUCCUUUCACAGGCUCUGCAGCAAACUCCGGUCACUGUCAUUGUUCCUGUGGCCCAGAGAAAUGCCCAGGGAAAUCUGCCAAGGAUGCCAGUCCAUGCCCACAUGGGAACCCACACCUGCUUGUAAAGCCUUCCCUCCCUCUGAGCAGCAGCCAGGACAGUUUGGUGUUCCAAGCAGUGGGCUCCUGUCUGUUUUGACUCAGAACAGGGUGGGGAGAGCAGGCCAGGGACCCGCAGGAGGGCUUAUCCUUGAGAUUGCGUGGGAGACACAACAAGAGGUGGGGGCCCGCGGGCGGGGUGGGGCGGAGCAGGUGAUAUCCAGCCCAGAGCCCCAGCCUCUCCCCACAGUCCCACCAUGGCCCGCACCGUGGUGCUCAUCACUGGCUGUUCCUCGGGCAUCGGCCUGCACUUGGCCGUACGACUGGCAUCGGACCCAUCUCAGAGCUUCAAAGUGUACGCCACCAUGAGGGACCUGAAAACACAGGGCCAGCUGUGGGAGGCAGCCAGGGCCCAGGGGUGCCCUCAGGACUCCCUGGAGAUGUUGCAGCUGGACGUAAGGGACUCAAAAUCCGUGGCCGAUGCCCAGGCAUGCGUGACCGAGGGCCGCGUGGACAUACUGGUGUGUAACGCGGGCCAGGGCCUGCUGGGGCCGCUGGAGGCGCUGGGGGAGGACGCCGUGGGCUCUGUGCUGGAUGUGAACGUGGCAGGGACGGUGCGGAUGCUGCAGGCCUUCCUGCCAGAGAUGAAGCGGCGCGGUUCGGGGCGCGUGCUGGUGACCGGGAGCAUGGGAGGACUGAUGGGUCUGCCCUUCAAUGACGUUUACUGCGCCAGCAAGUUUGCACUGGAAGGCUUAUGCGAGAGUCUGGCGGUUCUGCUGCCGCCCUUUGGGGUCCACGUGAGCCUGAUCGAGUGCGGCCCGGUGCACACCCCCUUCAUGCAGAAGGUGUUGGGCGGCCCCGGCGGGAUGCUGGACCGCACGGACACCCGGACCCGCCUCCUCUUCCACCAAUACCUCCAGCACAACAAAGAGAUCUUCCGCGAGGCCGCGCAGCGCCCGGAGGAGGUGGUGGAGGUCUUCCUCACCGCUCUGCGCGCCGCGAAGCCGGCCCUGCGCUACUUCACCACCGAGCGCUUCCUGCCCCUGCAGCAGAUGCGCCUGGACAACCCCAGCGGCUCCAGUUACGUCGCCGCCAUGCACCGCAAUGUGUUCCCCAAAGAGCCCUCAGAGACCGAGGCCGGGACCGGCACCAGUGGGGUGGGGGACCCUGAGCUGGGUGAUCCUCUGGCCGCCCCGCAGUAGAGGCUCCCUCAGCCACUGACUCGCCCCCUCCUUUGUCCCCUGGGUCUGUGUGGUCCCUGGGGAUGGGGUAGCGAUGGCUGCUGUGGAUGGUUAAUUAAGACAGAUCGCCUUAGCCCGGUAUACCUGCGCGACUAGGCCAGAUGGCUGUUGCCUGUAAUCACAGGGGUUUGGGAGGCGGAUCCAGGAGGAUCGCUUGAGCUCAGGAGUUCGAGACCAGCCUGGGCAAUAUAG
This is a messenger RNA of Cebus imitator (Panamanian white-faced capuchin), 1533 nucleotides long. It is a transcript of the gene HSD17B1, whose product is annotated as hydroxysteroid 17-beta dehydrogenase 1. The record is from RefSeq and is a predicted model, not a curated record. Gene Ontology annotation, molecular function: estradiol 17-beta-dehydrogenase [NAD(P)+] activity. Gene Ontology annotation, cellular component: cytoplasm. The transcript is spliced from 6 exons. Bases 358 to 1302 code for a protein of 314 amino acids. Lineage: Eukaryota; Metazoa; Chordata; Mammalia; Primates; Cebidae. Gene Ontology annotation, biological process: estrogen biosynthetic process.